CAUGCAUGCACACACUUUCUCAGAAACACACACAGGUAGCAACAGCAGGAAAUAUUCUUUUCAAGCUUUGCUAAUCCCAGUAGGUUUAACACUGAUGCUCUUUCUUGCUCAGAUGUUUAGCUGAAAUUGUAGAUAGCAUACUUUGGUAAAUUUGAGUAUUAGUGAAAUUUACUCAAGCCUGCCUGUACUAUAGUAGUACUGUGUCCCGAAGAAUAAUUAUAUGGUACAGUAGUGAUUCACUGUUCAACCUCAGCUUUAUUGGAAGAUUAAAAAAAAAAAAAAAAAAAAAAUAGCCUUUCCUUGGGUUUAUUAACAAAAUAUUCAAACUUGCCUGUAUUAGGAUUAUGGGAUUAAUUGUGUGACCUGAUGCUUUCCUCAAGGCUCUGUAUCAUUUUUUUUUUUUUUUUUGAUAACUCUUCUAACAUUUAAAGACAGGUAUUAGUUUUAAUGUACAGUAUUAACAAAGGAAUUUUAGAAAAAUAUUCUGCAUGUUUCCGGCGUGAUGCAUUUUUUAUCGCCAAAAACUAUUGCGUUGAUUUAAAAAAACUACAAUGGUCGCUUUGGUGACGUCAUCAAGCGCGACGACAACCGCAGGAAUAAGGAAGUGCAUCCGGGGUCGGGUCGCGGGGAAGCAGCUUCAGCAAUAUUGUCCGUUUUUAAUAGCUUUUCAUUAUGUUGAAUGAAAGUGAGUUCGCAACCCUGAGAAACCGUUUCCGAAAAGAUGCCGAGCUAUUAAUGCAAGCCAAAGGCACUUUGGCCGACGAAGAUAAGUGCACAGGAGAAAAGGAUGUCAAACCUCUUCCUCGAAUUAACAAGCAUUCUGUUUUCUGGAUCGUGGCAGCGAUUGGUGUUACCCAUUAUGCGGAUUUCUUUAGCCACAUCAUUGUAAAUGAUGCUAUAAAGAGUUGGUGGUUUAAUGUGGGCCUGCUGCUCCUGGGGAUUAGCCUGUGUCUCGCCACAUUUUGUAUUGGCUACCUGGAGUGGUUUAAAGGAAUUGUGCACUAUGACCAAGAGUACCCUGCAAUCCCUCCCAUUACCACCGCUGCGUUUAUUGCUGCAUCAUUCAGUUUCAACAUUGCUCUUUGGCCAGUCUGGUCCUUCUUCACUCCGCUUAUCCUCUUCACGCAGUUCAUGGGUGUGGUGAUGCUGAUUUCUCUUCUUGGAUGAAUGUGACAGUGAAGAUGAAGAACACUCCAACAUUCAGCCAGCUUGAUGAUAUCUAGCAAUAAGCCUAUUUCACAACUUCCUGGUUCGCCACUUCCGCUAAGUAAGGUGACUUCCGAUCAGGUUUUCCAAAGACUAUUCACAAGGAAUUCGCAUGUGGACCUUUAAAGAUUUGUAAUAUUUUCAGAGGACGAUUGCAUCAUGUCCAAUUAUACAUACAGUAUAUAUACUGUAUAUAUAUAUAACAAUUACAGACAUUUUCACAACUUGACAAGUCAAGAUUUCUCAGUGGCUAGUUAUAAAGACGUAAAAAAACCCUAAAAACUCCCACACAGAACAUAUUAAUAGACAAGUCUUAUAAUGCAAGAUCUAUUUCAUUGAUGGUUACGUGGAGAAAAAAAACGUAAUCAACAGUGCCAUGAUAAUAACUCGUGAGCGAUGAUCAAGUAAAUCAAAUGUAUCUUGCAUUCUUGAGGUUUGUCAAUUAAUAUAUUCAGUAUGCAAUCCCUUCAAUGCUUUUCCCUGUUUUUUUUUUUACUUGAAUUCAUGUCCUACAUAGCUACAUACAUUUGGAGUGGGAGACUGUGAUCGCGCCUUUAUUAUGUAUUAUCAUUACAAAGAUGGGAAUGCUGGGCUGUGGACUAGAGCAAUGGAGCUGUUGCCACUCACCACAGCCCUCCCACCCCCCCUCCCAAAAAAACUGCAAGAAAAGGUGGAUGCUCAAAAACCUAAUAAAAGGACAAAACAAAAAAAAGGCCGGUGUUCCAAAAGGAGCUAGAGAGCACGACUACGCGGUUGGCAAGUAGAUGUGCACUAAUUAUCUAACUAGCUGGUUGACUGUCAUAUUUGUGUACAUCUUUAAGUAACAUCCAGCGAAUUUGUGAAUAAACGCUGUAGUUUUAACUUAUUCAAUAGGCUCCAGCACCCCGCAACCCUUGUUAGGAAAAGCAGUAUGGAAAAUGAAUGAAUGCAUGAUUGAAUGAAUGAAUACCAAAGACAUAUAGCAAUGUUUUUUAUGAUGUUCAACUAAACAUAACUAAAGAACAAAAAGGAGUGAAAACAAACUUUUUUUUUUAUGUUGAAAGAUGGGAAUCUAAUCUUUCUUUUUGUAAGUUUGUGUGUUCAUGUAACCAUAAAACACAAUAUUCUGUGCUGCUUGAAAGAAGGGGAUGUCUUGUGACUUGAUGUUUGGUGGUGAAUGAGUUAAGUGCUCUCCUGAUGGUGAUACUGGCAGAGAAGAGUUGACUAUAAUUGGAAUUAAAUUAUGCCGGAAGACCGUUUACCUAGUGUGAUGUUUGUCCGUCAUUUUGUGAAAUGGGACCCUUGUUAUUUUCCAAUCUGUAUGAUGAUGAUGAUUUUAAUGACUUUUUUUGGUUUCGUUUUUUAAAAUAUUGAAUAUACUUUGUACUGAAUUCUGAGCCGCAAGAUUUUUGAAGUUACAACUAAGCAAAAACACAUAUUAUUUAAUAACAUGAAGUUUGUGUUGAAGAAUGUCAAUGCUCCAGCAAGUGUAUUUUUGUUUCUUCAAUAAUAAAGAUGAACACAUUUUUAUAUUUGGGGAAAAAAAUCUCAUGAUAUGGUGUCACAUCAAUUAUUGGUACAUGGGUCAGGACAUAAUCUAGGAUAUUCUGUGACGGUACUAUUAAAGACAAUGUUGAAUUGAUGAUAUUUCAGUGCAACGUUUCUAAAUUGUGUAAAUUAUACUCUAGCAACAUUCUAGUAAACAAAUGAGUGUCAUGCUUAACAGACACUUUUGUACUGGAAAAUCUCUCCAUUUUGUAAUGAUAUCUCAAUUCUUGGCGGGAGCAUAUCGGUAACCUAUUGGGAUACAAAAUAUCACGAUAUAUCACCCUAUCGAUAUAUCACACCCAUGAUUCUAAUUAGGCCUUUUGGCCUUAACUGCUCAGAUGAGAGGCAAAACAUAUAAGACAACAUGAACAGUCCAUUUUUGAUAAAUGCUCUGAGAAUGAAAAUACUUUGAUGAAUGAGAGUGUACUCAGGCAUUCACCACGGUCGUCCUGGGGCUGGGAAUGUUAAAACAAUUGUCUUAGUAAUGACGUAUGGGGAAAUAACUGAAGUGUCAGAUUUAAUUUGUUCACGUUCCACUGUAUCUCAACUAGACAUGUGCCGUUUACCGGUUUCAAGUUAUACCGUGGUAUGAAAACGUCAAGGUUUCAAAACCCCAAAAAAUUUCCGUCAUACCGUCACGAAGGUUUUAGCUAUUUUCUAUGUCCAAAAAUUGCAUUGAGAAAUCCCUCACUUGCAGCUGUAAGGCCCAACCCUCCCCCACCGGUUGUUGCUCAGUGUGAGUGAGUCAGCUGUGCUACACGAUGGCUGGAGGAGGUGAAACUCCUGAACUUUUUCCCCUAUCGAAAAAUGACUAAAUCUCUGGUAAGGGAAUACUUCAGCUACAGAAAAGUUACAGAUGGCUGCGGCUCAGAGAGUAGGAGGGCCAACCGACAUGAAAAAUAUGUUUGUGGAGGGUGGCUGCCGAUUAGGCAAUAACUCCAAUUUGAUUCGCAUUUAUACAAAAUGUUUGUAAACACUGUCAUGAACGUUUCCCACCACCUACGAGAGUUAACUUCAUCAUGUUUAGUGUGUCUAGCAAUGGUAAAAUGUUUUUUUUUUUUUCUCUGGCAACGGUAGGUGUUGAGAAAGAUUGUGUGUAAAAUGUAAACAUGAUAUGACCAUACGCACAAGCUUUUUAUAGAAAAACAAUUAUUUUUGUUCUGAUGGUCAUAAUGUUGAGAUGUGGCUAUGGAUUUAGGCUCACCUAAAGGACUGCAUUUAUUUUAAUUUUUUGUAGAAUAUUUUUUUAAAAUGUAUUUCAACUUAACAUAAUACUUAUGUUGCAAUUUGCUAAUGUUUUGAAGAAUAAAAAUCCUGUUCAAUGG
Molecule: messenger RNA, 4058 nt
Organism: Corythoichthys intestinalis (scribbled pipefish)
Lineage: Eukaryota; Metazoa; Chordata; Actinopteri; Syngnathiformes; Syngnathidae
Gene: tmem128
Product: transmembrane protein 128
Exons: 5
Coding region: 673-1167 (164 amino acids)
Biological process (GO): rRNA processing; negative regulation of transcription by RNA polymerase II
Cellular component (GO): nucleolus
Molecular function (GO): DNA binding
Source: RefSeq, a predicted model, not a curated record